AUGGAGGGAUCGUCGGGUGUAGGAAUCGAUAAGGGGAAGGGUGCUAGAGUCCCUCAGAUAACGAAGCUCUUUGUUUCUAAUCUGCCAGAAGGAAGUACACCAUGGGAGUUAACUUGUUUCAUGCAAAGGUUCGGAGAUGUUUGGAAGAGUUAUGUGGCCAAGAAAAGAGACAAAGUUGGCAAUAGGUUUGGUUUUAUCUCCUUCAAGUAUGUUAUCGACUGGAAGGAGUUGGUAAAAAAGAUCAAUGGAGUCAAUAUGGGAGGUCGUAAGCUGAAAGUAAACGUUGCCAGAUUUGCGGUCGAGAACAAUGGUAUCGAUAGGGAGCCGGAGAGAAGAAUGAACAGUGAUGGGGAGUCGGAGAGGUUGAAAACGAAUGAGGGCCAAGGUGUUGGUUCCUUUCGUCAUGAUGGACCGGAGUCCUUUGGUUUGAGGGGGGUAGGUCGUAUAGGGAUGUGGUCGGACAUGGUGCGUCGGCGUCGGAGAUCAGAACGGAAGGUAGUUCGUCGAUGUAAACGAUGUAAACGAUGUUCCUUAGUCUUGUAA
This is a messenger RNA of Helianthus annuus (common sunflower), 543 nucleotides long. Its product is annotated as RNA-binding motif protein, Y chromosome, family 1 member A1-like. The transcript has a single exon. NCBI's taxonomy places the organism in Eukaryota, Viridiplantae, Streptophyta, Magnoliopsida, Asterales, Asteraceae. The coding region runs from base 1 to 543 and encodes 180 amino acids. Gene Ontology annotation, molecular function: RNA binding. The record is from RefSeq and is a predicted model, not a curated record. Gene Ontology annotation, biological process: mRNA splicing, via spliceosome. Gene Ontology annotation, cellular component: nuclear speck.